UCGUCUUUCCAACUUCAAUUCAUCAACAAAGCAUUUGUAUCUCUGGAAGCCAGGGUCAGUAGGGCUGCGCCCUUGACCAAGCUUGCUUCUACAUCAUAUACGCUCCCCUACUUCCCCGUUUGUAUAUUUCUGCGGUCUACAGACGAACUGCCGAUGAUCAGAUGCGGCCGCUUAUGUCUUUCACCUUUCCAUCACUGCCACCAUCUUGCGACACGCCCUACGACAGCAAGAACGUAGCAAUACCAGCGCUUCUUCCGCCAUCUGAUCUUGCGCAACAGCGCCAUCGAUGCAAGCAAGAAAGCAAUCAUGGACAGCUCUGCGAUUACGUACGCGACGUCGAAAGACUGGGUCGAUAUCAUGAAGAACCGAAGUAAGGUGCGCAUGCACGAAUUGAUUGAACGGCUCGGGUUACGCGCGAAGUGGUCAUCCAACAAGCGGGGCAAGACCAACUUCGAAUCUGCCCUACUCAGGGAAUUGGUUCAGGAUAUGGGCGAUAUCGUAGCCACGCUGCCAAAAGAGUCGGACGAUCUUAUGAAGUGUCUGAGCGAAGAAAACAGCCUGGACCCAGAGGUAGACGCUCUUUUAGACAAGCAUGGGAGCAGAAUCUGGGGUCGUGUUGGCGACCGGGAACAUCUGAUAACAGCGAAUGAGCCUGGUGUGGAAGAGAGUCUCUACCCAAGAGAUCUCUACUUUGAGAACAAAGAGGACAAACAACUUAUACAUAAGCUUCUACAUUGGUGGAUAGGCCUCAAAGCAUGCAAUGUCAUCUUGGCGCGCGAGCGCCUAGAUCGAGAACGAAAGAAAAAGGAAGAGAAUCGAAAAGCUAGAGCUGAAGCUGAGUUCAACGGGCAAAACGCAAAUGGUGAGGGCAGCACGCCUGCAUCAUUUGUCGCACUCGCACCAAAUUCAGUUUUCCAGACUGAGGCAGCGUCACGUGGAAGCCCAAUAUCUUCUACUGCAAUGCUAACGCCUCCUGAACCAGGUGGAAGUCCGAUUGCUGGCCCUCGCGAGGGUCUUGGGUUUACAUCUGUCAAUGGUGGCGCGGCGAGCGAAAACGGCGUCUCCAAACCAUCUAUACAGCAUGAACAGCAGCCCCAAAGAGUUGUCGAAGGACUUUGGGAUAGGCUCAUACCAAGAGAACUUCAAGGAAGUAACUCACAGCAGCCAAAUCCUCCCUGGGCUGCAGCGAAUGCGAACGCGCCGCAAUUCGCAGACAGUAAGCCUGCUGUACAACAGCAAAUUACGCAGGCAAAUCAAGCAACUGUCGACAAAAAGAUAAGCGUCGAAGUCGCUAAGCUUGUCGCCAGUUUCCGCUCUGAUGACGCGGCUUUCGAAGACGUACCCCAACAGAACGCCAGUGUACCGUAUCGGGGAUUAGACUACGACAGCUUGAGAGCACUCCGAUCCCUCCUUUACAACGAAGAGUGCAGCAUUCAGUGGGAUGAAGAAGCGCUGCUCAAUCGUCUGGAGAAAGCCUGGAGAGAAGGCGUGCGAGCCGACUACGACAAGAUGGUUGAAAACAUUCCGGUGUUCAUCGCAAGGGAGCGAGCGAUACUAACAUGGAUCGAGCUUAGACGACAUCUCGCAGCGCUUGAUCGUGCAGGAGAACGUUGGAACUCCGAAGGCCAAAGCGCGCCUGAGAUUGAGAGGCGUAUUCAACAACACAGAACACUUAUGGGCGCCACACAAACUAUCAUCACAAACUUCGAAGACAUCGGACAAGGCUUUGGUGUUGGCCAUGGCCAUGGACUUAUGGUCGACAGAGACGAGUUGCUUCGCCAAGCUUUCGUGGUUUUGGCCGGCGAGAAGUUCGCAGUGGAGAUGCUCUGGAAGCCCAUUGAGUUUACGAGAGUUGUCAGCUGGCUGGGAGAAAGUGUCGAGCCCUUCCGUAAGACGGAAGAGGAAGAGGGAAGGGGUACUCUGUGGUAUGUUGGGUAGUGCAAAUGGAUGCACAGACUGAUUGUCAGAAUAAUCGUGUAAAUAUCACUGUUUUGAGUUGCGGCGUUCAGGGUACUUGUCGAUCACCAAUGAGCCAGCAUU
Messenger RNA from Macroventuria anomochaeta, 2040 nucleotides. RefSeq lists its product as uncharacterized. NCBI's taxonomy places the organism in Eukaryota, Fungi, Ascomycota, Dothideomycetes, Pleosporales, Didymellaceae. The transcript has 3 exons. The record is from RefSeq and is a predicted model, not a curated record. Bases 307 to 1938 code for a protein of 543 amino acids.